This is a messenger RNA of Melitaea cinxia (Glanville fritillary), 880 nucleotides long. RefSeq lists its product as uncharacterized. The record is from RefSeq and is a predicted model, not a curated record. The transcript has a single exon. Bases 1 to 861 code for a protein of 286 amino acids. Lineage: Eukaryota; Metazoa; Arthropoda; Insecta; Lepidoptera; Nymphalidae.
AUGAAACCAUACACGCGAUUGUUAUGCCUAACUGCAGCAUUGUUCCUGUCGACGAGUCACGCUAAAAUAAUGAGAAACAACGCGCUUAUGACCAAAAUGGUAUCGAACUUUCACAAAGAUAACGAGAACUCCGACGAAAAAGAAGAUCACGCUAUUUUGAAUCGAAUGCAGAACGUUCUGUGCAAAAACUUCCCCACGAUACCUUGCAAUAUGAUCGUCCAGGACAAAGCUCUCAAGAAACUAAUCGAAAAGUCCAUACAACAAAUUAACUACAAGAAACUUUCCUUCGAAAAAACGACCCCCUUCCCCGGAUAUCUAACACUUUUCCCGAUCGUAAAUAACGACGCGUCUAACCAACAAAUACGUGACAAUGCCUACCACAACGAAGAUACCGGCAAAAAUAAACACAAACAAAAAAAGAAAAUUAAAAGCACAAAGAAACGCACAUCGGUCUACACAAGAAAGAAGCUUCGAAAAUUUUACCCCCAUAAAGUGAAAUUCAGAGACAAAACUAACGGACACAUGAAGGAAGAUUACGGAGACAAUUCAGGGGAGAAGCUAUCGAUGUCAGUGGAGGUUCCGGACAUGACGCUGACGAGAAAACACCAGCACUUCUCAUAUAAGAUGGAACCCGCUGACCCGCCGGUGUGGAGGAUCGACUACGUAAAGCACGGGGAACCAAAGGUCAACAUGUUCGAUCAAGAGGACGGGUUCCAGGGCUACAUGAAAACUGGACCCAACGUUGUUGUUGACGGUAAUGUCGAUACAAGGAAAGAUGUAAUGCAUCCAGACGUUUAUAUAAAGAAAAAUUAUCUUAGAAAAAACUUACAUUUGGAUAUGCACUCGGACGGUGUUGAAUAAUAUUUUUUAAAUAAAAUUU